AAAAACAAAAAACAAAAAAAAAAAAUUGCCAGUCUGUCGAAGUCAUAGAUAAGGGAGAAUCAUGUAUAGUUUGAACCUAUAUGUUGUAUUUUUCAUUGUGUGAUUUUUGGUAAUUGGUGAAAAAUGAACAUUUUUAUUAAUUGGUGAAUGUAGACAUGACAUAGCUAUUAAUUUAAAAUUAAGAGUUUUAAGCAAUUAAGUUUUCUAUUUUUUUUUUACCAAGUCAACAAUAUUGUGCUGUUUAACUAUUUAAAUCUUCAACAAAAAUAGUUGUUAAUUAUAUUCGUGUAGACAAUUCGUGUUUUAUAUUUAGCACGAGAUGUCUGAUUCUGAGGCCAGCGCUUAUUCUGACAAUGAAAGUGAAAGGGGCAGUGUCCAAGGAAGUGGCAGCGAUAAUGAUGUGAGGGAAGCAAGCGAUGCUGGCUCGGACGCCGAAGACCGCCGCUCAGAAGCGGGUGAGAGGUCCGACGAGGAAGACGGCAACGUGUCGGACGAGCCCGCGCGAUCGGAGGAGGGCAACCGGUCGUACAGAUCGGACGACAACCGGUCCGUGAACGGGAACCGCUCGGACGGCAACGCGUCGGACGGCAACCGGUCGGAUGACGGCAACCGGUCCGAGGAGGAGGAGGAAGACGAGAGGCGAUCGGAGAGGGAUGACCAGGAACCGGACGAUGACAGGGCGUCGGUGCAGUCGGACCAGUCGGAUGUCAACCCUCGGAGGAGCAAGAAGAAGAAGGGACGCCGUCGCAUAGACGAUGAAGCAGAGGAGGCAGAAGAAGAUGACGAAGAGGUGGAAGAUGAAGAGGAACCAGAGGGCGAGGACUUGAACUCUGAAGAUGAAUAUGACGAAGAGGAGGACGAAGAUGAUGACCGCCCGCACAAAAAGAAGAAAAAGAAGGACCGUUACGGUGGAUUCAUCAUUGACGAAGCAGAAGUAGACGAUGAGGUUGAGGACGAAGAUGAGUUUGAGGAUGAAGCCCACGAGAUAGGAAUUGUGGGUAAUGAGUACGAAGAGGUUGGUCCUACUGCCCGUGAAAUCGAGGGUCGACGCAGAGUCACCAACUUGUGGGAUUCCCAGAAGGAAGAUGAAAUAGAAGAAUACCUUCGUAAGAAGUAUGCAGAUGAAUCUAUGGCUGCGCGGCACUUUGGAGAUGGUGGAGAAGAAAUGUCGGAUGAAAUUACCCAGCAGACAUUGCUACCUGGAGUCAAAGAUCCAAAUCUUUGGAUGAUCAAAUGCCGGAUGGGGGAGGAAAAGACGACACUUUUGUUGUUGAUGCGCAAGUUCAUUGCGUAUCAGUACACAAAUGAACCUCUGCAGAUCAAGUCAGUCGUUGUUCCCGAAGGAGUGAAAGGCUACAUUUACAUAGAAGCAUACAAGCAACCCCACGUCAAAGCUUGCAUUGAGAACGUCAGCAACUUGCGCAUGGGCAAGUGGAAACAGCAGAUGGUGCCCAUCAAGGAGAUGACGGAUGUGCUGCGUGUGGUGAAGGAACAGACCGGACUGAAGCCGAAGCAGUGGGUGCGUCUGAAACGAGGUCUGUACAAGGAUGACAUAGCGCAAGUCGACUACGUGGAUCUCGCUCAAAACCAUGUCCACCUCAAGCUGCUGCCGAGGAUAGACUACACCCGCCCGCGUGGAGCUCUCCGCACGUCUCAGACUGAAAGUGAGGCGCUGAAGCGCAAGAAGAAGCGACGACCAGCUUCCAAGCCGUUUGACCCUGAGGCGAUCCGUUCGAUUGGAGGAGAGGUGACAAGCGAUGGUGACUUCUUGAUCUUCGAAGGCAACAGAUACUCUCGCAAGGGCUUCCUUUACAAGAACUUCACAAUGAGCGCCAUUGUGGUGGAUGGCGUGAAGCCGACCCUGUCGGAGCUGGAGAGGUUCGAGGAGGCCCCGGAAGGCAUCGACAUAGAGCUGCCGGCGGCGGCGACCACGGGCAAGGACGACGUGGCGGCCCACAGCUUCUCGAACGGCGACAACGUGGAGGUGUGCGAGGGGGAGCUGAUGCACCUGCAGGGCAAGAUCAUCGCCAUCGACGGCAGCCUCAUCACCGUCAUGCCCAAGCACGAGGACCUCAAGGAGCCCCUGGAGUUCCAGGCGUCGGAGCUGCGCAAGUACUUCCGCAUGGGGGACCACGUGAAGGUGCUGGCGGGGCGGUACGAGGGCGACACGGGCCUGAUCGUGCGGGUGGAGGACAACCGCGUGGUGCUGUUCUCCGACCUCACCAUGCACGAGCUGGAGGUGCUGCCCAAGGACGUGCAGCUCUGCUCCGACAUGGCGACCGGGGUCGACUCCCUCGGCCAGUACCAGUGGGGCGACUGCGUGCAGAUCGACCCUCAGACGGUGGGCGUGAUCGUGCGUCUCGAGCGGGAGAACUUCCACGUCCUGAACAUGCACGGCAAGGUGGUGGAGUGCAAGCCGCAGGCUCUCCAGAAGCGGAAGGAGUCCCGCUACGCCGUCGCCCUCGACUCUGACCAGAACACCAUCCAGAAGAGGGACAUGGUCAAGGUCAUCGACGGGCCCCACUCGGGUCGUGAUGGAGAGAUCAAGCACCUGUAUCGCAACUUUGCCUUCCUGCACUCCCGCAUGUACCUCGACAACGGAGGCAUCUUCGUGUGCAAGACGAGGCACCUCCAGCUGGCCGGAGGAGCGAAGGCUAACAUCAAUCCGGGAGGUCUCGGUGCGCCGACGUUGGCAGGCUUCAUGUCCCCUCGCAUUUCGUCCCCGCUGCACCCGAGCGGGGGCCGAGGUCGCGGUCGAGGGAGGGGCGGCGGGAUACGCCGCGACAGGGAGUUCAUCGGCCAGACCAUCAAGAUCACGGGCGGCCCUUACAAAGGCAAUGUGGGCAUAGUGAAGGACGCGACGGAUAACACCGCCCGUGUCGAGCUGCACUCCACCUGCCAGACCAUCUCCGUGGACAGGUCGCAUAUCGCCAGCGUUGGAGUCCUCACGAAGGAUGGAUCCUUUUCAUCUUACAACCGCACUCCAUCUUAUGGCAUUGGAGGAAACACCCCUAUGUACCGCGAUGGCAGCAAAACACCAAUGCAUGGGUCGCAAACACCUAUGUACGAAAUUGGAUCUCGCACCCCUCAUUACGGGAGCAUGACUCCAUCCCACGACGGGUCACGCACCCCAGGGCAGACAGGCGCUUGGGACCCCACGGUCACCAACACACCAGCAAGAAACAACGACUUCGACAGCUUUUCCUUGGAUGAAGCAUCACCUUCACCCAGUUACAACCCGAGCACACCAGGCUUUGCGGCAGGUGGUCCAUACACCCCACAGACUCCAGGGACAAUGUAUGGCUCCGAACAUUCGUACUCUCCGUACCAGCCAUCACCAUCUCCUACUGGCUACCAAGGUACUCCGUCUGGAUAUGUUGCUACUCCUAGCCCAUCGGGCUAUACCCCCUCGCCUACCAGUGGUGUCCCUUACGGAACACCUUCACCGAUGGGCUACAGCCCCAUGACACCAGGGACGAUGCAUUCUCCUUAUAACCCUCAGACACCUGGCUCAGGCCUGGACCAGCUGCCGCUGCAGGAGUGGCACACGGUGGAUAUCGAGGUGCGCAUCAAGGAUACCCACGUCGACCAGGGCCUCGUAGGCCAGGUCGGCAUCAUCCGCAGCAUUUCUGGCGGGAUGUGCUCGCUCCUGCUGCCCGAGAAGGACCGGAUGGUGAACAUAGGCUCGGAGCACCUGGAGCCCGUCACCCCGCAGAGCAGAGACCACGUGAAGGUGAUCAUCGGCGAGGACCGCGAGGCAGUGGGUCGCCUGCUCUCCAUCGACAACCAGGAGGGGGUCGUCAGGUUCAACAAGGACGAGGUCAGGAUGCUGCAACUGCGCUACCUCUGCCGCAUGAAGGUCCCUGAUAAAGAAAAUGAUAAAAAUGAAGAAAAUUGAACAUCGCCGCUCGGGAUAAGACUCUCUGACGUCCGCAGCAGCGCCAGAGAAAGCAUCGUGUGAGUAAACAGAGAUGCUCUGUUGUAUUUGUGUAUUAUACACUCAGUACUGGUGUGUUUGUUGUAUUAUUAAAAAACUGCUGUGUGAUAAAAUUUCAAAAAUUAUGUAGUAAAAUGUUGUUAGGUUUUUUUUGCAAGCUUCUAAUAUAUUUUUUUGGCUGAAAAUUUUUAUAACAGAAAAUAUGUUGCAGAAAAUAACAGAAAAUAUGUUGCUGAUGAUAAAGAGGCAAACAGGACACUCCCAAAAAUAACCUUUCCCUUCUUCUCUUUCUUCUGUACUUUGUUGCUUGUACUAUAAUGUACAGUAGAACCCCGAUUUUGCGAACACGGAUUUAACGAAAACAGCGAUUUAACGUAAAGGUUUUCAGGAACCAACAAAAAUCACCAAUUUAUUAAAAUAAUAAUAUAGAUUUCCAAAAAAUGCAAGUAAAUAGUAAUGGAAUCUUAUUAAAAAAUACACUCUGUGGUGUCAGUAAUAGAAUGGAGGUACUAUACAUUAAUAUGUGCCUUUGCAUCAUCUGUCCAAAUACGAAAAAAUUAAAAAAAUUGUUCAAAUUGCUUAAAAACUCCGGGCGCUGUAACUGAAUUGCGUAGGUGCGUGCCAUUGCGCGCGCCUGGAUAGAUAGACUGUCCGCGACACAUGACGUCUUUGUCCGCAUCCCCCUCCCCCUUUCCAUCACUGGCUUGACUCACCACGUUAUCUUCCAAUCACGCCCGCAUAGUAACAGUGCUAGCCAAUAAUCACACGUUUCCAAAUAUUCCCUUUCCCAUCCUCCAGGUUUUUUCAACUUGUGACCACGUCACACCAAUACGCCAUUAUGAUUAUUCUCUAGAUGUGUAAAAGUAACAAAAAAAAGCGUACUCGUAUGUAUUCGUUACUAUAACAAUUAGUACUCGUUACUAUCGUAUCGUUACGUUACUCGUUACUUCUGAAACCGCAUUAAAAAGCUAUGUUAUGUUGCACCAACGAAUCACGUCGUAUUGCGUACGCGUACAUUAUGACGUCACGUAAAUAAUAAUAAGUAGAAUAUAAACAAUUAACAAUAUUUGAUAAUUAACAGUUUUUGUUAACCAAGAAACAAUUAAAUCUCAUUAAUGCGGCUUUUUUAUAUUAUCUCUUUUAAGAUAAUAACAAAAAAAACGUGAAAAUACGCGAUAAUAAAAAACAAAAACAUACAUAUUUCUAAUUUGUAAACAAUACUUUCUUACGUUGUUUCUGUUCCAAUCUCAAACUUUGUCUACACACACAAUACCUUUAAUAAACAGUAAAAAACUUUGACGACGAAUUUCCAAAUUAUACUUUACUUAAUAAACAAACAUCGUUCUUUGUAACGCAAAUUCAUCGAAUAUGCGCGCGCAUGCGUAAAACAUACGAAAAAUGCGAGUAACGAGAUGCAGCCGUGUGUAACGUUUCGUUACUCGUUACUAGAUGGCGCACCCGUUACUCAGUACCGAAUACAUACGGUUUGCUGCAGCUCUAUAUUCUCAGUAAGAGCUUUGUGCGCGGUGUUUAGUUUUUGGAAUACGUUUUUUAUAAGUGCUGCGCAGCUGAGCGAACAAAGAGAAUCAGCCGGCGGCCACGCCGCGCCGUAACAGUAGCUGACCGAGUACAAUGACCUUUCUCCGCGUACGGCGCGCUAUGGACGGUAAAUUUCCAUCAAUUUGCGGCCUUUUUUUUUUAAUUUUUUACUGUGACGCAAUGUGUAUGUAGCUCGUUUUUGUUAUAAACGCUGCAGGUUGCGACUGUAUUUUAAUAAACUUUAACGUAUUUCUUACACUUUACAUAUUUUUAAACUUUUUUUUAUGCCUCAUUUUUCACGUUUUCUAAAAAUCUGUAUGUACGACCGAGGUGUACGUACGAACCGGGGGCCGUACGAGCGAGAUCAAAAACGUUGAAGAUGGAAAGUUGACGAAGUCUGAGAUAGCACGGCAGCACUAGAUAUCAGCGUCGACCCUGUCUACGAUAUGGAAACGUAGGUACGCGAUUAUGAGUGCGGGGGUCAUUGAAAAUCGGUAAAUCGGAUUUAACGAAACAUCGAUUUAGAGUAAACCUUUUCGGUAACCGUAGCACUUCGUUAAAUCGGGGUUCUACUGUAUGUCACCCAUAGUUUGCAGUGUGCAGUGAAAUAAGGAUCAGGAAAAUAUUCCAUUUUUGUCUAAAGCUUCAUAAAAAAUUUUACUUCGAAAGAUGCAGAACCGAAGGUGGCCGUCUUGGUUUUAAAUGUCUUUGACGACAACUUUUUUUUUUACAAUUUAAUAUUAUGUUUUGGCUAUGUUCGAGCGUUGCACAUGAUUUAGUGGAAUGCCUUAAAUUUAUAGUAACAGGCUGCUACUAAUAAUUUCUCAUAUGAAAUAAUAGUAUUGUAUUAGUGUUUUCAGAAUGACAACAACUGUAAUGAUACUAAAUAGACACUAUUUUAUAAUCUUAAAUUUUUUUCUUUAAAUAUGCAUAUUAAAAUUUUAAACAAAAAUUUAACUCUUUACCUAUAUAUUUCAUGAUGAUAGUCAAAAUUAACAUUAUAGUGUAAAAAUGUCUUCUCCCCUGCAAACUAAGAGUGAGAUGUUAUAGUGUCGUCUGUGAAAAGGAAAAAUCAAGCUAUCUGAAGGAAGGUUCUGUUACUGCAGUUUUCAAUCAGUUCACCUAAAUUUGUUAUCUGUACUGUUUGAACAGCGAAGGUUUGUAAAGAUUACUGUGUAUUAAAUUAUACUUUUGUCUACCUA
Molecule: messenger RNA, 6678 nt
Organism: Bacillus rossius redtenbacheri
Lineage: Eukaryota; Metazoa; Arthropoda; Insecta; Phasmatodea; Bacillidae
Gene: Spt5
Product: transcription elongation factor SPT5
Exons: 21
Coding region: 320-3898 (1192 amino acids)
Biological process (GO): transcription elongation-coupled chromatin remodeling; transcription elongation by RNA polymerase II; regulation of DNA-templated transcription elongation
Cellular component (GO): DSIF complex
Molecular function (GO): mRNA binding; protein binding
Source: RefSeq, a predicted model, not a curated record